Messenger RNA from Saccharomyces cerevisiae S288C, 2118 nucleotides. It is a transcript of the gene POL12, whose product is annotated as DNA-directed DNA polymerase alpha subunit POL12. Bases 1 to 2118 code for a protein of 705 amino acids. Lineage: Eukaryota; Fungi; Ascomycota; Saccharomycetes; Saccharomycetales; Saccharomycetaceae. The transcript has a single exon. The record is from RefSeq and is marked reviewed. Gene Ontology annotation, molecular function: DNA binding. Gene Ontology annotation, biological process: DNA biosynthetic process; DNA replication. Gene Ontology annotation, cellular component: nucleus.
AUGAGCGGAUCUAUCGAUGUCAUCACUCAUUUUGGGCCUGAUGCAGACAAGCCGGAAAUCAUCACUGCAUUAGAGAAUUUAACUAAACUGCAUGCAUUGUCCGUCGAGGAUCUAUACAUUAAAUGGGAGCAGUUCUCCAAUCAAAGGCGUCAAACUCACACAGAUCUGACUUCCAAGAACAUAGAUGAGUUUAAACAAUUUUUACAAUUACAAAUGGAAAAGCGUGCUAACCAAAUUUCAUCGUCCUCUAAGGUAAACACAUCCACAAAAAAACCAGUGAUUAAAAAAAGUUUGAAUUCAAGUCCCUUGUUUGGCCUUAGUAUUCCAAAGACUCCGACUUUAAAAAAAAGAAAGUUACAUGGUCCCUUUUCACUCAGUGAUUCCAAGCAAACAUAUAAUGUAGGCUCUGAGGCAGAAACAAAUGAAAAAGGAAAUAGUUCUUUAAAAUUGGAGUUUACUCCAGGCAUGGCAGAAGAUGCUGUGGGUGACAGUGCUCCAUUGUCCCACGCUAAAAGCUCGGAUGCCAAGACUCCCGGCUCGUCGACAUUCCAAACUCCAACAACAAACACUCCUACCACAUCGAGGCAAAAUGUUCCUGCUGGUGAAAUUUUGGAUUCUUUGAACCCUGAAAAUAUUGAAAUAUCAUCUGGUAAUCCAAAUGUAGGCCUUCUUUCGACUGAAGAACCAUCAUAUAACCAGGUCAAAGUAGAACCAUUUUAUGAUGCUAAAAAGUAUAAAUUCAGAACAAUGAGGCAAAACUUACAGGAAGCGUCUGAUGUCCUCGAUGAUCAAAUUGAAUCGUUUACUAAGAUUAUUCAAAAUCACUAUAAGUUAUCUCCAAACGACUUCGCUGAUCCAACUAUUCAAUCUCAGUCCGAAAUUUAUGCUGUUGGAAGGAUAGUUCCAGAUUCGCCGACCUACGACAAGUUUUUGAAUCCAGAAUCGCUUUCCCUAGAGACCUCAAGAAUGGGCGGCGUUGGAAGAAGGGUAAGGUUAGAUCUAUCGCAGGUCAACGAGCUUUCGUUUUUCUUAGGCCAAAUUGUGGCAUUCAAAGGUAAAAAUGCUAAUGGGGAUUACUUCACCGUUAACUCUAUUUUGCCGCUACCUUAUCCAAACUCCCCAGUGUCCACAUCGCAGGAACUGCAGGAGUUUCAAGCAAAUUUGGAAGGUUCUUCUUUGAAGGUUAUCGUGACCUGUGGCCCAUACUUUGCAAAUGAUAACUUCUCCCUCGAAUUGUUGCAAGAAUUUAUCGAUAGUAUAAAUAAUGAGGUAAAACCUCACGUCUUGAUAAUGUUUGGCCCAUUUAUAGAUAUCACCCAUCCUCUGAUAGCGAGUGGUAAAUUGCCAAAUUUUCCCCAGUUCAAGACACAGCCCAAAACAUUGGACGAGCUUUUUUUGAAGUUAUUUACUCCUAUUCUAAAAACCAUAUCACCACAUAUCCAAACCGUAUUGAUACCCUCCACAAAAGAUGCAAUUUCUAAUCACGCCGCAUAUCCACAAGCUUCUUUAAUUAGAAAGGCUUUACAGCUGCCUAAAAGGAACUUCAAAUGCAUGGCUAAUCCUUCAUCUUUUCAAAUAAAUGAGAUAUACUUCGGUUGCUCAAACGUUGAUACAUUCAAAGAUCUAAAGGAAGUCAUAAAAGGCGGUACUACCUCAUCAAGAUAUAGAUUAGAUCGUGUUUCUGAGCAUAUUUUACAACAGCGCAGGUAUUACCCCAUAUUUCCAGGUAGUAUUCGUACAAGAAUAAAACCAAAAGACGUAUCUACGAAGAAGGAAACCAAUGAUAUGGAAAGCAAAGAAGAAAAAGUUUAUGAACAUAUAUCUGGUGCAGAUUUAGACGUGAGUUAUCUGGGACUAACAGAGUUUGUUGGUGGGUUCUCGCCUGACAUAAUGAUUAUACCCAGUGAAUUACAACACUUUGCAAGAGUUGUCCAAAACGUAGUUGUUAUAAAUCCCGGAAGAUUUAUUAGAGCAACAGGUAACAGGGGAUCCUAUGCACAAAUUACUGUCCAAUGCCCUGAUCUUGAAGACGGGAAAUUGACGCUUGUUGAAGGUGAAGAGCCAGUUUAUCUACACAACGUGUGGAAGCGCGCUAGAGUUGACUUGAUUGCUAGUUGA